AAUCACCAAUUGCUCUUCCAUUCCUUUGGUAUAAGCAGCUUGUUUUGUUUGGGGUUGUUCAGCAUUUGUGGUGUCCCAAUUCCUUUACAGGUUGGCUAAAGAGAUUCUCCAUGAGCAUGUUGACUAGUCUUCUGCUUCUUAGUGCUGCCUUUGCUCUGGCAGAUGCAACUUCAUUGCUAGAGGAAGACUUGUGUCCUUCCGGUUGGACCAAAUAUGGACCACGCUGCUUCAUGUUUGUCAAGACUACAAGGACCUGGCCUGAAGCAGAGCGGCACUGCGUGUCCCUUGGUGAUAAACUGGUGUCUGUACCCAACGUUGUGAAGUACCUUGGCGCAAACCUGGCAUCUGUACACAGCUUCGCUGAGGAGCAAUUUCUACAGAUGAUGGUCUUGGUCAACACUGGUGGUUUCCCUCUUACCUGGAUUGGUGGAUUUGAUGCUGUUCAGUCUAAGGACAGGCUAUGGCUCUGGAGCGACGGUUCUAACUUUGAUCACCGGAACUUGGCAAAAGGACGGCCCGAUGCUGGUGCCAGAGAGACAUGUAUUCAUAUGAACUUUGGAGGUACGGUCAACAGCGCUGGAACAAUGCUUUAUGUGGAAGGAGCUUGCCCUCGGUGUGCUCCCUGAGACUCCUGCCGCUUCGCCAGACUAUACAUUAAAAGCAGCAAUGCUAUUCCGUAGUGUCUGCUCCCUCAAUACUUCAUGGUAAAGUCAAAUACUUUGAAACUUCAUUUAGCAGCAACAGUUACUACACAAUUGUUUGCAGCCAAUAAAAUGUGUACACUGUUUGUCUCAUGAGUUAUUGAACAUGAAUGAUACGUUGUAGUUAGUACUUUUUCUUACUGGUCCCUUGUGGGACUCAAACCCGCAACCCCAAUGUUGCAAGUGCCAUGCUUGACUGUGC
Salmo salar (Atlantic salmon) is the source of this 903-nucleotide messenger RNA. NCBI's taxonomy places the organism in Eukaryota, Metazoa, Chordata, Actinopteri, Salmoniformes, Salmonidae. The record is from RefSeq and is a predicted model, not a curated record.